UGCGUCUUUUUGGGAGGCGAAGUAUGGUGGCGGCAAUGCUAUGGAGCUUCCGCUACUCCUCUGCUUUCAUGCCAUCAGGUUAGGAAGCUAGCAAGAGAGCUAAGCUAAGCUAAGCUAAGCUAGCGGCACGCUAGGCCUCCAGCAGACCAGCGGGGAGCUGCCAGGAUCAAACACAGGAGAUAAACAUCCCUUUAUGAAUCUGCAUGAGAACAAUUAAAAUCCCAGAAAUAUGGUGGUUCUCAAAAUUCGAGACCAGCCUGCUUUGCUGAAAGCUAUUUUCAAUGUGGACCCAGAUGAAGUACGCUCGCUCAUAUUCAAGAAAGAGGAUGUGAAUGCACAGGACAAUGAGAAGAGAACUCCAUUGCAUGCUGCUGCUUAUCUCGGAGAUGCAGAAAUAAUUGAGCUGCUGAUUCUUUCAGGUGCCAGAGUAAAUGCCAAAGAUAACAAGUGGCUGACUCCUCUGCACCGGGCAGUGGCCUCCUGCAGCGAGGAGGCUGUCCAGGUGUUGCUGAAACACUCUGCAGACGUAAACGCCCGAGACAAGAACUGGCAGACGCCGCUCCACAUCGCUGCAGCCAAUAAAGCGGUCCGCUGUGCUGAAGCCCUCGUCCCUCUGCUCAGCAAUGUGAAUGUGUCAGACCGAGCCGGCCGCACCGCGCUGCACCAUGCAGCCUUCAGCGGGCACCUGGAGAUGGUGAGGCUGCUGCUCUCCAGAGGAGCUAACAUCAAUGCCUUCGACAAGAGGGACCGCCGUGCAAUCCACUGGGCAGCCUACAUGGGACACAUAGAGGUGGUGAAGCUGCUGGCGUCUCAUGGAGCGGAGGUGGCCUGCAAAGAUAAGAAGUCCUACACCCCACUGCACGCUGCAGCCUCCAGCGGCAUGAUCAGCGUGGUCAAAUACCUCCUGGACCUGGGGGUGGAUAUCAAUGAGCCCAACGCGUACGGCAACACGCCGCUCCACGUGGCGUGCUACAACGGGCAGGACGUGGUGGUCAACGAGCUGAUCGAGUGCGGCGCUAACGUCAACCAGGUGAACGAGAAGGGCUUCGCUCCGCUCCACUUCACCGCUGCGUCUCGCCACGGGGCGCUCUGCCUGGAGCUGCUGGUGUGUAACGGGGCUGAUGUCAACAUCAAGAGCAAAGAUGGAAAGACUCCGCUCCACAUGACGGCCAUCCACGGGAGGUUCUCUAGGUCUCAAGCAAUCAUUGAGAAUGGUGCUGAGAUUGACUGUGAAGAUAAGAACGGAAAUACGCCGCUGCACAUCGCAGCUCGAUACGGACACGAGCUGCUCAUCAACACCCUCAUCACAAACCGAGCUGACACGGCCAAACGGGGUGUUCAUGGGAUGUUCCCACUGCAUCUGGCUGCUCUCAGUGGAUUCUCUGACUGCUGCAGGAAGCUGCUGUCUUCUGGAUUUGAUAUUGAUACUCCUGAUGACUUUGGAAGGACCUGUUUACAUGCUGCAGCUGCUGGAGGAAACCUGGAAUGUCUCAAUCUCCUCCUCAACACGGGGGCUGACUUUAAUAGGAAGGACAGCUUUGGCAGGACCCCUCUGCACUAUGCUGCUGCCAACUGUAACUACCAGUGCCUGUUUGCUCUGGUGGGCUCCGGGGCCAGCGUCAACGACCUGGACGAGCGAGGCUGCACGCCGCUCCACUACGCCGCUGCCUCCGACACAGACGGAAAGUGCCUGGAAUAUUUACUGAGAAAUGAUGCAAAUCCAGGGAUACGAGACAAUCAGGGCUACAACGCUGUCCACUACGCCUCGGCGUACGGACACCGCCUCUGCCUGGAGCUGAUUGCAAGUGAAACACCUCUAGAUGUGCUGAUGGAGACCUCAGGAACAGACAUCCUGAAUGACUCUGAUGUCCGAGCCCCCGUCAGCCCCCUGCACCUCGCUGCGUACCAUGGUCACCACCAUGCUAUGGAGGUCCUGGUGCAGUCUCUGCUGGAUCUGGAUGUGAGGAACAGCCAGGGACGCACGCCGCUGGACCUGGCAGCCUUUAAGGGCCACGUGGAGUGUGUGGACGUCCUGAUCAACCAGGGCGCCUCCAUCCUGGUCAAAGACUUCACCUUAAAGCGAACCCCCAUCCAUGCUGCAGCUACUAAUGGUCAUUCAGAAUGUUUGCGUUUGCUGAUUGGAAAUGCUGAUCUUCAAAGUGCCGUAGACAUUCAGGAUGGGAACGGACAAACCCCUCUGAUGCUGUCGGUCCUGAGUGGACACACUGACUGUGUGUAUUCUCUGCUGAAUAAGGGAGCUAAUGUAGAAGCCAAAGACAAGUGGGGCAGGACAGCCCUGCAUAGAGGAGCGGUGACCGGGCAUGAGGAGUGUGUGGAGGCCUUGCUGCAGCACAGCGCCAACUUCCUGGUGCGAGACUGUAAAGGGCGCACACCCGUCCACCUGGCAGCAGCAUGUGGACACAUUGGGGUACUGGGAGGCCUGCUGCAUGCUGCCCAAUCAGUGGAAACACUCCCUGUCUUAACAGACAACCAAGGCUACACCCCACUGCACUGGGCCUGCUACAAUGGUCAUGAUACGUGUGUGGAGGUUCUGCUGGAGCAAGAGGUUUUCCACAAGGCAGAAGGCAGCUUGUUCAGCCCGCUCCACUGUGCUGUAAUCCAUGACAACGAAGGAGCUGCUGAGAUGCUGAUAGACACUCUGGGCCCUGCUAUCGUCAACGCCAAAGACAGUAAAAACAGGACCCCUCUCCAUGCUGCUGCCUUCACUGACCAUGUGGAGUGUCUCCAGCUGCUGCUGAGCCACAACGCUCAGGUGAACAGCGUGGACGCUGCAGGAAAGACCUCGCUGAUGAUGGCGGCUGAGAACGGCCAGACCAACGCUGUUGAACUGCUGGUGAGCAGUGCGAAAGCAGAUCUGACUCUGCAGGACGCUGUGAAGAACACGGCUCUUCACCUGGCCUGCAGUAAGGGACAUGAAACCAGUGCCUUGUUGAUAUUGGAGAAGAUUACAGACAGAAACCUCAUAAACGCCACAAACGCCGCCUUACAGACGCCUCUACAUGUGGCUGCAAGAAACGGUUUAACUGUGGUGGUGCAGGAGCUGCUAGCUAAGGGAGCUAGUGUACUAGCAGUGGAUGAAAACGGUUACACCCCCGCCUUGGCCUGCGCCCCCAACAAAGACGUGGCGGACUGCCUGGCUCUGAUCCUGGCCACCAUGAUGCCUGUGUCCCCCGGCCCCCCGGCCCCCGCCCUCCCCUUCAGUGCCAUGAACCACUACACCACCAGCCCCUCUAAGAGCGUGACCUUCGACAGCCUGCCGGCGCUGCGCGGCGAGCACAGCUCCUACUGCAGCUUCAACAACAUCAGCCAUCAGGACGGCCUCUACAAGGACGAGGAGCUCAACGACUCGGACUCAGAGACCUACUGAGGACCGUUAAUGCAGAAACACACACACUGUGUCUUAAAAACACCCACCGCCAGCCGGGAGGGCAGGAGAAGAAAGAAAAGCCCCACAGGAGCCUUAAGAGUCCCCGUCCCCCCCAACCCUAGCAGAGAGGGAGGAGGUGCAGCAGGCUGGCCCACACCCAUCCCGACCUCAUCAGAACCAGAACUGGACCUCCUCCAGCACCAAGACUGGACCUCCUCCAGAACCAGGUGUCCUUCAGCUGGUCCUGGACCUCCUCCAGCACCAGGUGUCCUUCAGCUGGUCCUGGACCUCCUCCAGCACCAGGUGUCCUUCAGCUGGUCCUGGACCUCCUCUAGAACCAGGUGUCCUUCAGCUGGUCCUGGACCUCCUCCAGCACCAGGUGUCCUUCAGCUGGUCCUGGACCUCCUCCAGCACCAGGUGUCCUUCAGCUGGUCCUGGACCUCCUCUAGAACCAGGUGUCCUUCAGCUGGUCCUGGACCUCCUCCAGCACCAGGUGUCCUUCAGCUGGACCCAGUAACCGCUGCUUUCCCAACACUGACUGAGUGCUGAGCCUGUAGUCGUGGGGCAGACAGGAUCUUUUGUACGGCAAUAACUGCUGCAGAGGGCUGGUAGCAGGUCAGAGAGCUGGACCGCCAGGGACCAAACCACGUGGAAGCAUUUUAACCAGUUUUAACUGUAAAUUACAUUGUUGGGUUAUUGGUUAUCGGGGCGAGAGGAGCCAGGUUCUUGAUGAGUUAAAGGUUGAUACCGCACACUACAUCCGUCAAAAUAAAAUGCACUUGUCCUUCGAGUCUGUAAGUCAUACAGGCGGAAAAUCUUUUAUUUUUGAGAUCAAAAUUUUAAUACACCCAUGUUCAUGAAUGAGUCCUCUGAAAAGAAAACAAAUCUGAUUUCCUGACCCGAGUAAUUUAAACACUUGAUAUGUACUCCUUAUUUUAAGUUGAUCGACCUCACCCUUUGUAUAUUGACCUGUCCAUUGCGGUUUAGUCUUUGAAGAAUAAAUUAUUUGUGUAAUUUCGGUUCCUAUUUAUGUGUUCAUUUGGUGCCUUCAUUAGUUACUGAGGAGAUGAGAUGAGUUUGUUGAGGCAGCUGUGAGUACAGUGAUGCGCACUAGGUAAGUAACGAGACUUUUCUAAAGCACUGAUCCUGGACUGACGUAUCUGAGGAGAAACACUGUAAACCAAUGAUAGGACAGCGUUUGAUUUGCUUCUGUUUGAAUUAUAUUUUUGCUCUAAUACUAGUCAAUGUUUGUUGACAGGUUUUGCUUGCUUUAACUUCAAAAAAAGAAACCACUUGAUCCUACCAUGAUUCAAAACGCCCCUUUUCUCUGUGGAAAAAUCCUUUUAACUGGAAAUAUGUACAAUACAUUUGCUAGCUUCUUUAGAAUGGGAAAGAUAUUUUUGUCUUUUUCUUGCUUUUUCUUGAAGAGGGAUGAAACUAGCAUGUAUAUAGAAAUUAUGACUGUGAAUUCAACGCUCCAAUGAAUUCUUUCAGUACUGAGAUUGCUGUAUAUUUUAUGAGUAAUAAAGAAAUGAGUUAUUUAA
Centropristis striata (black sea bass) is the source of this 4932-nucleotide messenger RNA. It is a transcript of the gene ankrd28b, whose product is annotated as ankyrin repeat domain 28b. The coding region runs from base 230 to 3388 and encodes 1052 amino acids. NCBI's taxonomy places the organism in Eukaryota, Metazoa, Chordata, Actinopteri, Perciformes, Serranidae. Gene Ontology annotation, molecular function: protein binding. The transcript has 28 exons. Gene Ontology annotation, cellular component: cytoplasm. The record is from RefSeq and is a predicted model, not a curated record.